Messenger RNA from Monodelphis domestica (gray short-tailed opossum), 7345 nucleotides. It is a transcript of the gene LRIT3, whose product is annotated as leucine rich repeat, Ig-like and transmembrane domains 3. The record is from RefSeq and is a predicted model, not a curated record. Gene Ontology annotation, molecular function: protein binding. Lineage: Eukaryota; Metazoa; Chordata; Mammalia; Didelphimorphia; Didelphidae.
AGCUUUCUUUGUGAUCUCGUUUAGAGCCAUACACCAGCCUAUACGUUUUGUGUUAAGACACCUAAAUCAUCUAAAAGAGAGCCCGAGCAAUGAAAUGUUGGUUCUUAGCUCCGAAUAGAUACUUCUCCAAAGUGCAACCCCACCGGCAGAGGGAAGGGGCUUCCAAAGCCCGUUUCCCCCCUCUAGGAAUCCCCGUGUAGCAGCUGACCGCUGUCACCACUUCCCCAGCGCACAACUCAUUUUCUUCUGCUUUCGGAUACGCAGCUUUGAUGGAGCUACUGUAUCCACCAGCCUAGUUUGACUGAUCCCUUGCGGGAUACAUUUGAAGGUUAAGUAACUCCAGAUCUCAGCUAAUCCCGUGUAAUCUGCUCUGACUAAAUGGACGUUCACAUGCGCGCGCACCGGCUCCUGAAUGCUUGGGAUUUGGCUUUUCGCUUUCCUUCCAAUAUACUUUCAUAGGAGGGAUGCAUCGGUUGGCUUGUUUGGGCCUCAUGUUUAGCUUUUUAGCCCCAGCGAGAUCUUCUUGUCCAUCUCAGUGCACCUGCGGUUCCCCCAGCAGAAGCGAUGGCGUCGGCUCAAGGCUAGUGUUGUGCAAUGACCCAGACAUGCACGAGAUUCCUACCAAUGUUCCUGUGGACACAACGAAGCUCCGAAUCGAGAAGACUGUCAUACGCAAGAUCCCCGCUGAAGCCUUCUACUACCUGGUGGAGCUCAAGUACCUCUGGGUGACUUAUAAUUCUGUGGCCACCAUUGACACGGGUGGCUUUUACAACCUCAAGCAUCUGCAUGAGCUGUGCCUGGAUGGGAAUUUGCUGACCGCUUUCCCCUGGGAAUCUCUGCUGGAGAUGCCCAAUUUACGAACGCUGGAUUUACACAACAACAGAAUAACCAGCGUGCCAGCUGAGGCCACCAGGUACCUGAAGAAUCUCACCUAUCUAGACAUAUCAAGCAACAGACUCACUACUUUGCCCCCUGACCUUUUGGACACCUGGCCCCACUUCUCAGCAGAUUUAGGACCAAGAGGCAUGGGCCUUCCCCCAUCAAGAAUCAUAUUGGGUUUGCAGGACAAUCCAUGGUUCUGUGACUGCCACAUUUCCAAAGUGAUGGAGUUGUCAAAAACUGUAGACCCCACUGUGGUGCUCCUGGACCCUUUGCUGAUCUGUAGUGGACCGCAGAGUCUCAUGGGUAUCUCAUUUCAAAGGGCUGAGCUGGAACAAUGCCUGAAGCCAUCAGUGAUGACCUCGGCGACCAAAAUCACAUCAGCUCUUGGAAGCAAUGUUCUCUUGCGUUGUGAUGCCACAGGGCACCCUACACCACAGCUCAUCUGGACCAGGACAGACAACUUGCCAGUUAACUCUACAGUAAUUCAGGAAACUCCAGGAGAUGGAAUUAGAUGGUCCAUAAUAAGCUUGACUGGAAUUUCUUACAAGGAUGCAGGUGAUUACAGCUGCAAGGCCAAAAAUCUGGCUGGAACAUCAGAAGCCAUCGUCAGUGUUACUGUGGUUGGCAUCGUUGCCACAACGGUAUCCCCUCAAAUGUUGGGAAAGAGAGAUGGAACCCAUCAGCCUCUGGAAGAGUCCAAGGAUGCAGCUGAAAAGUCUACACUCAUGACUACAUCCCCAUCCCCUCCAAGCACAUUUUCUUCAUUUCCUUCUUCUUCUCUUUCUUUUUCUUCUCUUUCUUCUGCUUCCACUUCUCCCAUCAUUACUUCUACCACAAUCCCCAUCACCACCGAAAUAUCGGCAAACACCAAGAUGACGAGCAGAAAGCCCCCCAAGUCUUUCCCCAUAGGAAAAAAGAACUCAAAGGUGGUCAUAAGUGGAAGCAAACUCCCACCAGCCAGUGCCAGCAAGAAAGAGAUUUCCUUACUGAGCACUGCUGCCAUCACGGAGCCUGGCACCAUCAUAAAAAACCUCAAGGUAGUUAAUGAGACCCAUGAAAGCGUGACCUUGACCUGGAAGGCUGUCAACCCCACGAAGAACACUGCCAUUACCGUGCUGUAUUCGAAGUAUGGGGAGGAGGACAUGGUCCCACUUAGCACGGACUCCAGGGAAUCACAAAUCACGAUAGAUGGUUUGGAGGCUGGUAUGCAGUAUGUGGCUUGUGUCUGUCCCAAAGGAGCCCCUCCCAAGACAGACCAAUGUAUCACCUUCUCCACAGACAGAAUCAAUGAAAAGACGAACUCUCAAAUUUCUUUCCUCAUCCUGACAAGUAGUGCUGCUUGUGUGGUUGUUUUGCCACUGAUUUUCUAUCUCUUUUACAAAGUUCUUAGGCUUCAGUGCAAGCCAAAGGCCAUCAGGGAAGAUGACCUCGCAAGAGAGACUUAUAUUCAGUUUGAUACUCUGUCUCCCAAACCCCAUCCUUCCCGGGAGCUCUGGACACGACGACGCGCAGACGAAUCAGAAAGGUUACUGUUGCUUUGUUCUCAGUCAAGUGUGGACUCUCCUGCGACCUUCAAAAAUAAGGGUUCCAGGUCAGAAUACUAUUGCUAGUGUUUGGCCGUUAAGAGACACGGAGCUUGGAAAAGUCAUGAUAGAACGGACCUUGGCUUAGCUAUCAAAUGCCAAUACUUUAGCUUCUGCAUUGUCCAAAAAACCCACAGAGGGUGUGGGAAGGUAACUGUUCCCUUGUUUAAAAAAUUGUAUUUUAUGCAAUGAGGCUACAAACCUGAAAGAAUUUAUUGAACGCAAAAGAUGUAUGUGAUAGACCUUGAACAUAUUUUGGGGGGAGUGUCUUUAGUAUUAUUUAAUUCUUUAGUGUUUUUUUUUGUUUUAUUUUUAAAAAUUCAUGGCAAUAUUACAAAUGCUCAUACUGUAUAAAGUGGACUUACUAAAUCUUUUUUUUUUUAGUCACAGCCACCCCAAACUUCAACUUUUAUUCAAGUCUGAAAAGUUGUGUGAUAUUUGCCACUAAUUUAUCAAGGGUGGCUUUGGUUCAUUGCCGUAUUUGAUGAGCACCAUUAGGGAGACUCAGCUAGAGAACAUGAAUUUUAUUUAUUGAAGAUGAAGGCAUAUCUUCUCUGUACCACCCAAGGAAAAUGCUUAAUUAUGAAAAAAAACUAAUGGAGAUAUAUACAGGUGUGCUUAAAUUGUCUGGGAGAAAUUUCUUCUCUUGCCCUUGCAUCUGUAAGUACAAUCAGAAGAUUUAACCAUCCCUACUAAGAGCAAACGUGAUUUACUAAGCCCUUACUGUGUGUAGAAGAGACAAAGUUGGGAAGAGACCAAGUUCAGACAAUCUUACAGUUUAUGUGUGGAUGGGGGUGAGGUGCAAGCUAUAUAAUACACAGGAUUUCAUUGAAAACGCAUUAGGGACUUAUAAAACAAAAUGCAAUGUGGGAACUGAGAAGGAAGGUCAUUCAUUACCAGUUGCCAUUACAAGAGAUGUUUUGGAGACCGACACGUAGUAUGUGGCUUGUGUCUGUUCCAAGGGAGACCCUCUGAAGAUGGAGCAAUGGAUCGAUCACCUUUUCUCCUUUGGUUGAAUGAAUCAAUGAAUGAAUGUGGGGAGCAGAGAAAGCUUUUUAAUGGGUUACAUUGACAAUUCUAGAAGAUUUUUGGAGGAAUUGAUGGUUUUAUUUUUUUUAUUUUUUUUAAAAUAUAUUUUAUUUGAUCAUUUCCAAGCAUUAUUCGUUAAAGACAUAGAUCAUUUUCUUUUCCUCCCCCCCCCCCAUAGCCGACGCGUAAGUCCACUGGGCAUUAGAUGUUUUCUUGAUUUGAACCCAUUGCUUUGUUGAUAGUAUUUGCAUUAGAGUGUUCAUUUAGAGUCUAUCCUCUGUCAUGUCCCCUCAACCUCUGUAUUCAGGCAGUUGCUUUUUCUCGGUGUUUCCACUCCCAUAGUUUAUCCUUUGCUUAUGAAUGGUGUUUUUUUCUCCUGGGUCCCUGCAAGUUGUUCAGGGACAUUACACCACCACUAAUGGAGAAGUCCAUUACGUUCGAUGAUACCACAGUGUGUUUGUCUCUGUGUACAAUGUUCUCCUGGUUCUGCUCCUCUCGCUCUGCAUCACUUCCUGGAGGUUGUUCCAGUCUCCAUGGAACUUCUCCACUUUAUUAUUCCUUUUAGCACAAUAGUACUCCAUCACCAACAUAUACCACAGUUUGUUCAGCCAUUCCCCAAUUGAUGGGCAUCCCCUCAUUUUCCAGUUUUGGGCCACCACAAAGAGCGCAGCUAUGAAUAUUUUUGUACAAGUCUUUUUGUCCAUUAUCUCUUUGGAGUACAGACCCAGCAGUGCUAUGGCUGGGUCAAAGGGUAGAUAUUCUUUUAGCACCCUUUGGGCAUAGUUCCAAAUUGCCCUCCAGAAUGGUUGGAUCAGUUCACAGCUCCACCAGCAAUGAAUUAAUGUCCCUAUUUUGCCACAUCCCCUCCAGCAUUCAUUACUUUCCUUUGCUGUUAUGUUAGCCAAUCUGCUAGGUGUGAGGUGAUACCUCAGAGUUGUUUUGAUUUGCAUCUCUCUGAUUAUAAGAGAUGUAGAACACUUCUUCAUGUGCUUGUUAAUAGUUUUGAUUUCUUUAUCUGAGAACUGCCUAUCCAUUUCCCUUGCCCAUUUAUCAAUUGGAGAAUGGCUUGAUUUUGUGUACAAUUGAUUUAGCUCUUUAUAAAUAUGAGUAAUUAAACCUUUGUCAGAGGUUUCUAUGAAGAUUUUUUCCCAAUUUGUUGUUUCCCUUCUGAUUUUAGUUAUAUUGGUUUUGUUUGUACAAAAGCUUUUUAGUUUGAUGUAGUCAAAAUUAUUUAUUUUACAUUUUGUGAUUCUUUCUAUAUCUUGCUUGGUUUUAAAGCCUUUCCCCUCCCAAAGGUCUGACAUGUAUACUAUUCUGUGUUUACCCAAUUUACUUAUGGUUUCCUUCUUUAUGUUUAAGUCACUCACCCAUUUUGAAUUUAUCUUGGUGUAGGGUGUGAGGUGUUGAUCUAUUCCUAGUCUCUCCCACACUGUCUUCCAAUUGAAUUGAUGGUUUUAUAAUGUGUUUCUAUGUCUUACCAAAAGAACUACCUAUUUCAAAGCAGAAAUAAUAAGGUAAAAAGAGAAUUUUAGCCCAAAUUAGGUGAAAAGAUUCAAACAGAUUCCAAGGUGCUUACAAUAAGUCUAUAGACCCAGUGAAUUUUGCCUCAGGAUGCUGAAGGAAGUUGUAAUCUCAUAAUGGCUAUCUCUAAUCUUGGAUAAAUCGUGUUCAAAGGAAGAGAUGCCAGAAAGUUAAAGAUGAUGUGUCUAUAUUUAUUAAAACUUUAAUCUUCUCUCUUAGUAUCAAUUCUAAGACAGAAGAAGGGCAAGGGCUAGGCAAUUGGGGACUAAAUGGCUUGCCCAGGUUCACAGAGCUUAGAAGUGUCUGAGGUCAGAUAUGAACCCAGGUCCUUCUUCCUGACUCCAGACCUGACUCUUUAUCCACUGAGCCACCAAGAUUCCCUGACUCUAUAUUCAUCAAAAGAGAAAGGGUGGUUCCUGCAAAGGAAAGACAUGGAAGCCUUGCUUGAACCAUGGCAAAAUUUUAUAAUGAGUUUUAUUAAACAGAUACUAAAUAAUUCAAAGAUACAAAUUAAUUCAAUGAUCCUGACAAGCCAAUGUUUUCCCAGAAUAAGCCAUACCAAACAUUUCAUUUUUGGUUAGUUUUUUGGUGUAGAUCAGGGAAUGUGGAAAACAAAGGCUAUAUUGAUUUUCACAAAGCAUUGGCAAAGUCUCUUAUGAUCCUAUGGAUAACAUGGUGAAAUGUGGGGUGAAUAGUGCUAUUAAGUAUAUUGUCUUUCAAUUGAACUAGGAAUGUGGAGGAAUGUCUUUGGGUCUCCCUGGAGGGAGACCUUUGGUGGUUUCUGACCUUGACUCUAUCCUAUUAAUGACCAAGAUGAUGAUGAUGAUGAUGUAUGGCCAUUAUGCAGGUAUGCUUAUUAAGUUAGUAGAUGGCACAAAACUAGAAAGAAAAGUUAAUACAAGUGGCAUCCAAGAUCAAAUUUAUCUGGAACAUUAGGUUGAAAUAAAUAGGAUGAAAUUUAGUAAGAAUAAAGUUAUCUAGGUUAAAAAUAGGAUUAAGGAAACCUUGAUUUGCCCUAGAGAAUGGAGAUUGUGCUUUGCAUUUUUUAUUCCCAGUGCCUAACCUAGUAUCUGGCACAUAGUAGGUGUUAAAUAAAUUUGAUUGCUUGCCAAUACUUCAUGUGAAGAUGUUCUGGGGAUUUAAGCUUAAUGUAGGCUUAACAUGAGCCCUAAAAAAAAAAUCCACAUUAACAACCUUACAAUGAGUAGUAAAAAUGCAACACCCAUGUUAUAUUGUGUUGGUGAAGGGAAUUUGAUUCAAUACACAUCUAUUAAGCACCUACUACAUACAAGGCUGUGCCAGGAAAUAAUAGUCUUAUCGUCUUCCUCACUGGUCCAACCACAUCUUGGAGUACUGUCUUCAUUUCUGCUUGGCACAUUUGGACAACUGUUUACUAACUAGAGUGCAUUGGUGGGAGGGUGACUAGGAUGAUGAGAAAGUUUGAAGUCACUUUAUAUGAAGGAAAGUUGGUUAAUAAUUCCAAGGGUGCUUUGUUGUUGGCGUUGAGUAGUUUUAGUUGUGUCCAAUUCUUUGUGACCCCAUUUGAGAUUUUCUUAGCAAAGAUACUGGAGUAGUUUAUGAUUUCCUUUUCUAGCUCAUUUAACAGAUGAGAAAACUGAGGCAAACAGGGCAAAGUGACUUGCCCAGAGUCACAAAGCUAGUAAGUGUCUGAGGCUGGAUUUGAACACGGAUUUUCCUGACUCUAGGCUUGGGACUCUAUCCACUGUGCCACCCUGCUGCCUCCCAAGAUACUUAAAAAGGAAUCUAAUCCUAUGUUAUUACCUAGUUAAACAAGGAAAGUGCAUUCAUAUUUUUGUGUCUAUCUGGAGGGAGGUCUUCCGUUAGUCUCCCUUGACUCUAUCAUGUAUAAUAACAGUCUCUUUGAAGAUUUCUGUCUUCAGCUUUGACUUUUGAUGACAGUUGUCUUCAAAAUCAAUAGCUGCUGUGUAGAAAAGUAGGAAAGAGAGUAUAUUGUUCUUCAUUGCUCCCAAAAGACUAAUAGGUGGAUGUUACAAGGAAAAAGAUUUAGGCUGAACAAAGAAGUCAUUUUCUUACAACUUGAGUUGGCCAACAAUGCCUUGUAAGUUAGCAAGCUCUCUUCAUUGUAGAUAUUCAUGGAGAAGCUGGAUGACCAUUCAUCAGGAAUGCUGUAGAGGGAUUCCUGCAUUAGCUGGGAGAUCAAAGGUCCUUUGCAACUUUAAGAUUCUACGAUUUGGUCUAUGGACAAUUAAUAAAGUAUGUUUAUUUGUUUUAAUGGAAAGAUAAUGUAAGAAUGAUACUAAUUCUAACCCCCUGUGAGUUUAUUAUAUAAUAAAGAUUGAUUUGAUAUA